Molecule: messenger RNA, 2977 nt
Organism: Phasianus colchicus (ring-necked pheasant)
Lineage: Eukaryota; Metazoa; Chordata; Aves; Galliformes; Phasianidae
Gene: NDOR1
Product: NADPH dependent diflavin oxidoreductase 1
Cellular component (GO): cytosol
Molecular function (GO): flavin adenine dinucleotide binding; FMN binding; NADPH-hemoprotein reductase activity
Source: RefSeq, a predicted model, not a curated record
GAAGUGGCUGAGCCGGAAGUGGCGGCGGGGUAGGGUUCGUGCGCGGUGAGUGAGAUGACAGAACGAAGACUCCUUAUUCUUUUUGGCAGCCAAACUGGGACUGCUCAAGAUACAGCUGAAAGAAUUGGCAGAGAAGCCAAACGCCGGCACUUCCAGUGCAGAGUAGAGGCUCUGGACAGCUAUGAUGUGGCAAACCUCAUCAAUGAGCUGUUGGUGGUGUUUGUGUGUGCAACCACUGGCCAGGGUGACCCACCUGACAACAUGAAGAUGUUCUGGCGGUUUCUGUUCCGAAAAAACCUGCCACCCACUUCCCUUUGCCAGAUGGACUACGCCGUGCUGGGCCUUGGUGAUUCCUCCUAUCCCAAGUUUAAUUUUAUUGCCAAGAAGCUGCACAAACGGGUGCUACAGCUUGGGGGCAACCCGCUGCUGCCAGUUGCACUGGGAGAUGACCAGCACGAUUUGGGGCCAGAUGCAGUGGUUGAUCCGUGGCUCCUGGCCUUAUGGGAUAAGAUCCUUGCACUGUAUCCUCUCCCUCCUGGCCUUGAGGUCAUCAGUCCUGAUGUACGCCUGCCCCCUAGAUACACGCUGCACUACCUGGCUGAGGACUCCCUGCACUCUGACAGCAGCCUGCUCCAGCCAACACCAGCCAGGGCUCUUCCUUCUGAGCUACAUCCCUUUGCUGCCCGGAUGGUGUCCAACCAGCGUGUCACAGCUGAAUCCCAUUUCCAGGAUGUCAGGCUCAUCGAGUUUGAUGUCACAGGAUCAGGGAUCACGUUCAGCGCUGGAGACGUGGUGAUGAUCCAGCCCCAGAACUGCCCUGAAGAUGUGCAGCAGUUCUGCCAGCUUCUUCGCUUGGAUCCAGACAAAUGCUUUUUGCUGAAGCCCACAGAGCCUGGCACAGCCCUCCCCGCCCACUUGCUGCAACCCUGCACCAUCCGACACCUGGUCACCCACUACCUGGACAUCUCCUGUGUGCCACGGCGCUCCUUCUUUGAGCUCUUAUCCCACUUCUCUACGAAUGAGCUGGAGCGGGAGAAGCUGCAGGAGUUCAGCUCUGCACAGGGCCAGGAAGAGCUGUACAGCUACUGCAACCGACCUCGCAGGACCACCCUUGAGGCCCUCUGGGAUUUCCCUCACACCACGUCUGCAAUUCCACCUGAAUACCUGCUGGACCUCAUCCCUCGCAUCAGACCCCGUGCCUUUUCCAUCGCUUCCUCCAUGCUGGUUCAUCCUGGCCGGAUUCAGAUCCUCGUGGCAGUAGUGCGGUACAAGACGCGGCUCAGCAGGCCCCGCCGUGGUCUCUGCUCUACAUGGUUGGCAUCUCUCAAUCCAGAGCAAGGUGAUGUCCGGGUACCUCUUUGGGUGAAGAAAGGAGGAAUGAAGUUCCCAGCUGACCCUGACACUCCUGUGAUCAUGAUUGGCCCUGGCACAGGGGUGGCACCUUUCCGAGCAGCUAUACAGGAGCGAGUGGCACAAGGACAGAAAGGGAACUGCUUGUUCUUUGGCUGCCGCCAGAAAUCCAAGGACUUCUACUGCCAGGCAGAGUGGGAAGAACUGGUGACAAAGGGCUUCCUGAUGCUUUUCACGGCCUUCUCCAGGGACCAGGAGGAGAAAGUGUAUGUUCAGCACCGCAUCAGGGAGAACGGAAGGCUGCUGUGGGAGCUGCUGAACGGCCAGGGCGCUCACAUCUACCUGUCUGGAAAUGCCAAGCAGAUGCCAGCGGCGGUGGCUGAAGCCCUGCAGUCAGUGCUGCAGCUGGAAGGUGGCCUGUCGCCCUCUGAAGCAGAAGAGUAUUUAUCAGCCCUGGAACGGUCCCAGCGCUUCCAGUCUGAAACGUGGUCAUAAGCCUGGCUCCCUGCUCUGCCUGAGCUGUGCCUGAAUAAAGGAGCCAGCAGAAUGAUCUGCCUUUGGCAUCGUCCUUGGGUUGAGGUUAUCCCAGCCAGAGUAGGGCCUGGCAGAGGGUGUACAUUAAUCCAACCCCAUUCCCAGGGACUGGCAGGGGAACCUGCUGGGGCUGUGAGUGAAGCCUGGCUCCCUGUGCACACUCCCCUCUGGGUAUGGGGGCCAGGGGUCUCUGUAGUGGGAAGCUACUGGCUGUCUCCUGCAUGGCACCGAGCUGCCUUCCUGGGUCCUUAGCUUAUGGUGUCCCCACGCUGGGCCAGCAGCACCUCCAAGCAUUGGUGUAGCUACAGCCUUAGCUGUGGCUGUUGUUUGUGGUAGGACCAAAAGGAAGUGAGCUGUUGCACGGCAGCCUCCCCACCCGGCAUUAGUCAGCAGCAGCAGUGCCUGCAGUGGGAGGCUGCCCCGACAGACCUGUUCCCUGUCUCUGGUGGCCGAGGCCAGCAGGGGCAGGCACAGGAGGCUUGGCCCUGAGUUCCUGGAGUGCCACUGAUGGUUUCCCAUUCCAUGAGCUGCUGGACCCAUCCUCUGCCCCAGCUUGUCAGCUGCCUCCAGCUGGGCCUAAGCAAGUCUGCAGUCCCCAGCCCUUUCCCUGGCAUCCCUUGUACUGCCAGCCCUCCUUGUGCCCCACUGGGACCAGUGCCACCAUCUUCUUAACCCAGUUCCUUGAGCUCCAUGCCACAGUGUAAAUAGCAUUUAGGGACCAGGCUGUGAUGACUCAGAGCCAGGGACAAUCCCUGGGAGCAGACUGGGACAGGAAGGGACAGGGGUGCCACGCCGUGCCUGUGACCCAGCUGCACUCCCACACAUGGGAUCACAGGGUCCAGAGUGUGUGGUGCUCCAGGGCAUUGCUGGAGCUGUGGUGAGAGGAAGCAGGGCAGUUUUUGGUCUCCCCACCCUGCUGCAUUUCCUCUGUGCCCUGGGGAUGGCUGGGGAGCCACGCGGAGCUGCUGCGUAACAGCCGUCGUGAUGGUGACAGUGUCCUCCUGCACAGGCACUGUCCAGGCUAUGCUCUCUCUUCCAGUGCCUGCAAGUCACUAUGGGCACCAUAGAAUUGAGUUGGAAGGACCAUCUGGUC